AGACCGCCCCGGAAGAGGAAGGUCCGUUCUGUCUUCUGCUGCUCUCGUAACGAUCAUGUUGGUACAGAUGGAGAGACAAGGUCACCCACGUGAGAGAAUGUCGUAGGACUGACAUGUCCAUAGAAGCCAGGCAAGUCUAAUUCUCCUUGCAAGAUCCCAUCAAAGCUGGCAUAAUGUCUUCAGUCGCAGGAAUCCGGCUGGCUUUAUGCUCUCUGCGUUAUGGGCCACAGACGGGGGUGCCCUUUGCGUUUUUUUGCAGAAAAAGUCACAGCAUUGCCGAUCCAAUGUCUACAAAUUCUGAGAAACUUUCCUCUUCCCGUGGAAUGUCGAAUGUUGCUGACCAGAAACAGACCAAACGCUUUACAGUAGACUUGUCUGAAUUGGAGAAAGAAUUGGCUAUAGUCAAAUCGUUCAAAAAAAUUAAAAGAUAUGUAACAGACCCUGGACUAGUGAAUAACAUUUUGUACGGCCUCGAUCCCUGGGAUCAUAGAACCACACCAAUUAUAAUGGAGUGCAACCCAGGUCCAGGAGUUCUCACUCGAGCAUUGCUAGAUGCUGGUUGUAAUGUUGUAGCUCUGGAAGGCACUGCAAAGUUUCUUCCUGUAUUAAAGAAAUUGGAGCAGGAUGCAUGCGGGUCACUAAGCGUUUUACACUGUGACUUCUUCAGGCUGGAUCCUGACACUGAAAAUGCUGUUGAGCCUCCCUCUAUGUUUUCUAAUGAUUUGAUGGAACGGAUAGGCAUCAACGAGGUUCCCUGGGAUACAGGAAUUCCUAUAAAAAUUUUUGGUAUACUUAAAAAAGAAAAAGAGAGGUAUUUGCUGUGGCGAUAUAUCUAUGAUAUAUAUGAGAGGCUGUCAAUUUUCAGAUUUGGAAGAAUCGAAUUAAAUUUUUUUAUGACUGAGGAACUGUACAAGAACCUGGCCGCUAAACCUGGAGAACAUAGAAGAUAUCGAGCACUUGCAGUGCUGUGCAACGUAGCCUUUGAUAUCCAACUGCUGCACAAGGAACACAUUUCCACAUUUUAUUCAUCCAAAAAUGUUAAAAGUCCUUCAAUAGACAAUUCUGAGGAGUCUUUGCGUGACAAUCUGUGUUUAGUACGCUUAACACCACGAAAAGACCUGUUUUCUGAGCAGUUUCCACCUCAAGAUGGCAAAAUGUUUGUUAACAUGGUAAAGCAGUGUCUUACCAAGCGCAAGUCAGAAAUUCUAACUAACCUUGACUCCUGGAGCCCAGGUGAUGGAGAACAGUUAUUACAACUCUUAGAUCUGCCAGCAAAUGCAAGAACAGGAGAUAUCUCCCCAGAAGACUACAAACUUUUAUUUGAGUUGUUGACAAAUUCUGAGGAUUUCAGUCAGAGUUUUGUGUUUGAAACGUGUGAAAAUAUCCCAUGUUUCGCCUUCUGAAACCAGGACAAAUAAGACCUAGAAAACAUUUUCUUUUGACAUCUGUGUUUGCUGCAGGGAUUAAAUGCCCACUCAUACCUGCAUUGUUAUAAUCUGCUGAGUAUGGACAUCUUUGCUUAUUUUGGCAAGGAAAGAGG
Messenger RNA from Rana temporaria (common frog), 1540 nucleotides. RefSeq names its product transcription factor B2, mitochondrial (gene TFB2M). The record is from RefSeq and is a predicted model, not a curated record. Bases 174 to 1403 code for a protein of 409 amino acids. Gene Ontology annotation, molecular function: mitochondrial transcription factor activity; rRNA (adenine-N6,N6-)-dimethyltransferase activity. Lineage: Eukaryota; Metazoa; Chordata; Amphibia; Anura; Ranidae. The transcript is spliced from 9 exons. Gene Ontology annotation, cellular component: mitochondrial matrix. Gene Ontology annotation, biological process: rRNA methylation; transcription initiation at mitochondrial promoter.